UAACAAUACAGGUGGCCCAAAGAUAGUCACCGGAGCUCCUGGGAAGGACAAGCAUGCAAAUGCGGGCGGCAGCUCUGCCUUCCGCAAGCCGGAGCUUGCGGUUCGCGCAACGCUGGGGCCAACGGCCUGUGGCGAGGUCAACAAUAUGCGCAUCAGCAACUCGUGAUACCGUGACGGAUCAGGACCGGGCCUACAUCCUGAAGGCUCUGGAGCUGGCGAAGCGGGCGCAGGGCAAGACCCACCCCAACCCUGCUGUGGGCUGCGUCAUUGUGAAGGACGGCAAGGUGGUGGGUGAGGGCUAUCACCCCAAGGCGGGCAUGCCGCAUGCGGAGGUGUACGCCCUGCGCGGAGCAGGCAACAACGCGGAGGGUGCCACUGCCUACGUGACUCUGGAGCCUUGCAACCACUACGGCCGCACGCCGCCAUGCAGCCGGGCACUGGUGGAGGCUAAGGUGGCGCGCGUUGUGGUGGGUGUGGGCGACCCCAACCCGCUGGUGGCGGCGGAGGGUAUCGCCACGCUGGAGAAGGCCGGCAUCCAGGUGGCCAUCAUGGACGGCCCCGAGCGCGAGGCCUGCUACGAGCUGAACCGCGACUUCAUGGAGCGCAUGAAGCUGGAGGCGGCGCAGGCGGCCCGGGCCAGGGCCGCCAAGGAGGCCGCGCGCGAGGCGAAUGAGGCCGCUAACAAGCAGGCCAAGCAGUGAUUGGUGGGGCAGCUGUGAUGCACUUGUAGACACUGGGUUGCGCGCUUGUAAAUGCAGUUUGUGAGAAGGGGCUGGUGGUGCGGUUGGCCUGGGGCGGUCUGUUGGGCGGUUGGCAGGCGCAAGUUGCGGCACAGUCGUGAUAGAGGUGGCCGGCUUCGGAGCAAGCGCGUGUGCACAUGCGCGGUGGACGUGUUGGGCGCGUUUUGCACGUAUCUUCGGCUUGCAAAUGGCGCAUGCGGCGCCGAGCGUUGAGCAAAUCGGUGGGGCGUGCGACAGCCGGACACGGUUGACCCUGACCCCGGAGAAUGCGUUUUGGUCUGUGCUGUGGUCAGCGCACUAAGCGGAGGUAGCUAGACCUGGAAGUGUGGGCUUGAGUACCGGCAAAUACAUGUUCGCACGCGCUCGUCGAAAUUCCGCUGCAGGAGGAAACACGAUGUGUUUCUUGAAUGCCGUUUUUGCGGGGGAGCUCCGCGCGAGGAGCGGGCACGGUUCGGAGGUGGGGUUUGGCACGCUGCACCCGGUCGGGGACAUUUUUGUGAUGACAGAUGUAAAACAUCGUAGUU
Chlamydomonas reinhardtii is the source of this 1264-nucleotide messenger RNA. RefSeq lists its product as uncharacterized. Lineage: Eukaryota; Viridiplantae; Chlorophyta; Chlorophyceae; Chlamydomonadales; Chlamydomonadaceae. The transcript is spliced from 6 exons. Gene Ontology annotation, molecular function: diaminohydroxyphosphoribosylaminopyrimidine deaminase activity; zinc ion binding. The coding region runs from base 318 to 701 and encodes 127 amino acids. The record is from RefSeq and is a predicted model, not a curated record.